Danio rerio (zebrafish) is the source of this 937-nucleotide messenger RNA. RefSeq names its product globoside alpha-1,3-N-acetylgalactosaminyltransferase 1, like 5 (gene gbgt1l5). NCBI's taxonomy places the organism in Eukaryota, Metazoa, Chordata, Actinopteri, Cypriniformes, Danionidae. Gene Ontology annotation, cellular component: membrane. The record is from RefSeq and is marked provisional. Gene Ontology annotation, molecular function: hexosyltransferase activity. Gene Ontology annotation, biological process: carbohydrate metabolic process.
AACAAUACUUAAGUCAAGAGGAAUGAAACUUAAAGUCUUAUCUCUACUCAUACUGACUGGCUUCUGUCUAACUGGACUCCUUUAUCUGGGCUUCACCUCUGGAUGGAUUAACCCAUAUAGCCAAGCUGAAUUGACACCAUGGUUAGCCCCAAUUGUAUGGGAGGGAACGUUUGAUCCCAAACUGAUUGAUUCAAUCUACAAAAAACAGAACAUCACAGUAGCGACUACAGUCUUCGCUCUUGGCAAAUACACAGUGUUUCUUAAAGAUUUCCUGGAGUCUGCAGAGCGCUAUUACUUUGUUGGGUUUCGUGUGCACUAUUAUGUCUUCACCGAUCACCCAGAACAGGUUCCUGUUGUGAAACUGGGUGUAGAACGUAAACUGACGGUGAUGACAGUUAAAAGUUCUAACAGAUGGCAGGAGAUGACAUUGCGGAGGAUGGAGAGGGUGGAGAAACUGAUUGAGAGCCGAUUGGUGAAGGAAGCAGACUAUGUUUUCAGCCUUGAUGUGGAUACAAAGUUCUACGGCCGCUGGGGAGCAGAGACUUUGGGUGAUCUUAUAGGUGUGAUUCAUCCUGGUUACUAUCAUACACGACGUGAGCAAUUCCCUUAUGAGCGAAGGCCUGAGUCUCAAGCGUUUAUCCCUUAUUCUGAAGGUGAUUAUUAUUAUUGUGGAGCUGUGCUUGGUGGUAAAGUGAAAGAUGUACAUGAGGUUGCUAAAACCUGCCGAGAGCAGCUGGACAUCGAUGCAGCUAAAUCCAUUGAGGCAGCAUGGCAGGAGGAGUCCCAUUUGAAUAAGUAUUUGCUGUAUAACAAACCCAGUAAACUGCUUUCACCUGAGUACAUGUGGCAGGACUUGGUACCGCAGGCAAAUAGGGUCAAAAUCAUUCGCUUCUCUCAAGUUAUUAAAAAUUAUGCAGACGUUCGUCCAAACCCAUAA